Messenger RNA from Platichthys flesus (European flounder), 3043 nucleotides. Its product is annotated as potassium channel subfamily K member 2-like. Gene Ontology annotation, biological process: stabilization of membrane potential; potassium ion transmembrane transport. The transcript is spliced from 7 exons. Gene Ontology annotation, cellular component: membrane. Gene Ontology annotation, molecular function: outward rectifier potassium channel activity; potassium ion leak channel activity. The record is from RefSeq and is a predicted model, not a curated record. The coding region runs from base 403 to 1698 and encodes 431 amino acids. NCBI's taxonomy places the organism in Eukaryota, Metazoa, Chordata, Actinopteri, Pleuronectiformes, Pleuronectidae.
GCGUGCAGCAGAUCCAGCGUGUGUCACACUGGAUGAUGCGCCUCCUCUGAACCGCUGCGCUCCUGCGUGACGCUCCCGCACCGUCCAGGGCGCGAUGCUUCCACACACCUGGCUGGAUUGCGCGGAGGCCAUUUGUUCCACCCGCUGCUCCCUUUACUCCGAGUCGUAGCGCGUCUUGUGCUGGGAACGAGAUGUCCGGGAUGUAUUUUCUCCGGAGAUUGUAAGGAAAAAAAAAAGUGGAGGAGAAGGAGAAGCUCUCUGAGACCAUGUGGAGGAGAGAGGACGCGUCCCUUGGUUCGAGCCCCGGAGGCAGGAAAAGACUCUGAGAGGAUCUUUCUAUUUUAUUAUUUCUGCGCUUUCUUGGAUAAAAGAUGCUUCGAUAGAGAGAAGGGAUGGUAGAGAAUGGCUGCACCUGACCUUCUUGACCCCAACUCUGCCGCCCACAACUCCAAGCAUCGCUUGUCCUUCUCGGGCCAUCCUGUGGUGCUGAACCUUCCGGAGGAUGAGUGCGACACCCGGUUUACAGUCAUGAGGUGGAAAACCGUGUCAGCGAUCUUCUUCCUGGUGGUGCUCUACCUGAUAAUCGGGGCGACGGUGUUCCGGGCUCUUGAGCAGCCGCAUGAGAGCUACCAGAAACUGGCCAUACUCGCAGAAAAACUGGACUUCCUGGCCACGCACGCCUGCGUCAACUCCUCCGAGUUGGAGGAUCUGGUGAAGCAAGUGGUUUCUGCAGUUCGAGCGGGUGUGAACCCAUCGGGAAAUCCAUCCAAUCAGACGAGCCUCUGGGACCUCAGUUCCUCUUUCUUCUUUGCUGGAACUGUUAUCACCACCAUCGGGUUUGGGAACAUCUCUCCUCACACAGAAGGAGGUCGGAUCUUCUGUAUAAUCUACGCUCUGCUGGGGAUCCCCCUGUUUGGAUUCCUAUUGGCUGGCGUGGGCGACCAGUUGGGGACCAUUUUUGGGAAGGGCAUCGCCAAAGUGGAGAAGAUGAUAGUGAAAUGGAAAGUCAGCCAGACGAAGAUCCGCGUCUUCUCCACGCUGCUCUUCAUCCUGUUCGGGUGCCUCAUCUUCGUGGCGCUGCCGGCCGUCAUCUUCAAGCACAUCGAGGGCUGGAGCACCCUGGAGUCCAUCUACUUCGUGGUCAUCACCCUCACCACCAUCGGCUUCGGGGACUUCGUGGCCGGUGAAAAGGGUCAUUUGACUGCAGGUGCCUCAGAGAAAAAACCAGAGUACCUGGACUACUACAAGCCUGUGGUGUGGUUCUGGAUCCUGGUGGGCCUGGCGUACUUCGCCGCCGUGCUCAGUAUGAUCGGGGACUGGUUCCGGGUCAUCUCCAAGAAAACUAAGGAGGAGGUCGGGGAGUUUCGGGCUCACGCAGCCGAGUGGACGGCAAACGUGUCGGCAGAGUUCAAAGAGACCCGGCGGCGGCUCAGCGUUGACAUCUAUGACAAGUUCCAGCGUGCGGCGUCCAUCAAGCGCAAGCUGUCAUCGGAGCUGGGCAUCAACCAGGAACUGACCCCUGGCAAGAGGACGCUGUCGGCCAGCCUGUACGAGGACAGGGAGGGUUACCCCAACUUGACUCUCUCACUCAGCCCUGUCUCGGGGGCCCACACCAGGAACGGCAACCUCUACCUAAACGGCCUCAGCCCGGACUACGCCGACCGGCGGGAGAUCGCCAUCAUCGAAAAUCUCAAUUGAGGAGCAGAGUAAAAAUGAGAUUCAGUGAAAUGCACAAUACAGACUUGCGGUGGAAAGGUACCAUGCGUGUUCAUCAGCUGAAUUGGCUCCAACAACUGAGAGCGUGACUCAAAAAUAGACCAAUCGUCAUCCUCCGUACUUUCAUGUGCGUUUUUAAUACUUCCGGACAAAAUCCUACUGGGUGCAAUAGAGUUUCAGAGAUUCCAUUCAUUCAAUGGAGUCCAACAUCCAUGACAACGUGAUCAACAAAUCCGAAGCGUGUUCUUGACCGGAGUUUCACCGUCUUCUCUGAGCAGGAAGGUAUUUAAAGCCCAUAUUGAGGUCGCCACACACUGAACUUCUUCAUCUUCUCGUGUCGCCCUGUCAACACGGACACAAACACAUUCACCCAACUUAGAAAAGCAAUAGACACACGUGUGCUCAUCUCCUGUUCAAUCUCCAGUGGCCCUGAAAUCUGCAUCAGAUAAAGAGGACCCAUCCGAUCGUGGCUUGUUCUUUUUAUCUUAUUUAAGUUUACAAUUCUUCUGACAGUGUGAAUUGAUAUGCCUUGUCAGUCUGCCCUCACUGCAGAGAUGAAUGUUGACGCUCUCGCUCCUUCACGACUGACAUUCAGCUUUUCACCCUAAGGAAUAAUCCGCUCGUGCCUUACUGAAAACCACACUGAACAUGUGAGGAUGGUGAUGCAUGAAAGACUUUGUCCGUCCACUCAUACUUGUUAUAUGUGAGCGCACCAGUAAUAAAGUGGGAGCCUUCAUGGGGGAAAACGGCAUAAAGAAGAAGGGAAAUUUGUUUGAUCAUCCUGAAAUCAGAUGAACUGUGGCCUCUCUGUCUUGCCGGUGUGUUCUAGGUAUUUACUGCCCGUCUUGAUGUGCUGAGAUAGCUGUGUUAACCACACGGUGCCAGGCUCGCUAAUCGAACCCCACUCUCCCCCAAACCAAAGUAAUGAUCCUGCUUUUCUGACGGACGGAUACGAGAGGCCUUCAGCCUCAUCAAAGGCAUCAGGAGUGCUUUCUGGUUCUUCUCAAGAUUUCCUGUCCUGUGGGUUUUUAGAAAUUGAAAUUGAACCCACUGCUCAGUUUUUGGUGCGUAAACACUUUCUUUUUUUCAUGCAUGUAUCGCACCGUAGCAAUGAAAGCUGUGUGGCUGUGAAGCAUCUCUUUAUCUUCCUGCUUUACAUGAUGGGGGAGUUUGGUAUUACCACUGACAUCCAUUAUAUCGUGCCAAUACUGAAUGUACGCCAUCAAACACCUUUAUUAAUUGUAUGUGUAUAUAUAUGUGGGAAUAUACGUGUAUAUAUAUAUAUGUAUGUAUAUAUAUAUAUAUAUACUGUAUGUCUGUAUAUUUG